UCGCAAAGUCGAUACAUUUUCUCGCCUAAAGUCAGAAACCCUAGACCUCAAACAUUUUCAAUUCGGCAAAAUCAUCAUCUCUGAAAAUGUCUUCACCGCCGUCCAAGAGUUGGAGUAUUCACACUCGUCGCGAAAUCACCUCAAAGUACGAAAUCCUCGAACGCGUUGGCUCAGGUGCCUAUUCCGAUGUUUACCGUGGUCGCCGCCGUUCCGAUCAACAAAUUAUCGCUCUAAAGGAGGUUCACGAUUAUCAGUCAGCAUUUCGCGAAAUAGAAGCCCUUCAAACGCUACAGAAUUGCCCAAACGUCGUGAUUCUGCACGAGUAUUUUUGGCGGGAGGACGAGGAUGCGGUGCUCGUUCUUGAAUUCCUCCCUACAGACUUCUCUUCGUUGAUUAUUGAAGCCAAGAGAGAGCUUCCAGAUGGGAUCCCUGCCGGUGAAAUCAAACGGUGGAUUAUUCAGAUUCUGUCCGGUGUUGAUGCUUGUCACCGGAAUUCCAUUGUCCAUCGAGAUCUAAAGCCGUCGAAUUUGUUGGUAUCAGCUGAUGGCGUACUCAAGCUGGCAGAUUUCGGUCAGGCAAGAAUACUCUUGGGGCCGAGUUUUAUCAGCAUUGAAGAAAACCUGCAGCCAUUUGAACAACCUCUUGAAUUUAAUCAACAGUCAGAGAAUGAUCAUCCAACAAACUUAGGUAAAGAUUUCCUUACAGAACCCGAUAAAGACACAUACGAUGGCAACACAUCUUGCCUUGCUACAUGUACAACUAGUGAAAUGGAAGAAGAUCCUUUUAAUGGUUCAUACUCUUACGAAUCAAUGGAAGGAGGAGGAGGAGGAGGAGACGAUAGAUCAGGUCCAUUAACAUCCUGCGUUGGAACCCGUUGGUAUAGAGCUCCAGAGCUUUUAUAUGGUUCAACAAAUUAUGGACCUGAAAUCGAUUUAUGGUCAUUAGGUUGCAUUUUCGCUGAGCUUUUCAGUUUGAAACCGUUAUUUCCAGGAAGUUCUGAUAUUGACCAACUUGGGAGAAUUUUCAAUGUUUUGGGAAACUUGAAUGAAGAAGUAUGGCCAGGAUGUAAGAAACUACCUGAUUACAAAAUAAUCUCGUUUAGUAAAGUGGAGAAUCCGAUUGGGCUGAAAGAUAGUAUUCCAAAUCGAAGUUUGGAUGAGAUCAAUCUUGUGAAAAAGCUUCUUUGUUUCCAUCCGGCUGGUAGAGCUACUGCGAUGGAGCUUCUUAUUGAUAAGUAUCUAAAUGAAGAGCCUCUGCCUGUUCCGGUUUCUGAGCUGAGAGUGCCUUCCACGAGAACUGCGGUUGAAGAUGAUGAUGAUUCUGCGGGUGAGUGGCGGGAUUACAGAGAAGUGGAUUCUGAUUCUGAUUUUGAAGACUUCAAUACAAAUAUAACUAAUACGGAAACUGGAUUUUCUAUUCGAUUCUCGUAAUGUUUAAUAGAAAUGUCACAAAAUGUUGAUUAUUUGAUUGUGUUUUCUUGUUUGGAGGCUUUAUGAAAGACAUUGUUACAUCUGGUUGAAGAUAGUUCUUAUGUUUUGUUA
Messenger RNA from Impatiens glandulifera, 1541 nucleotides. Its product is annotated as cyclin-dependent kinase F-1. Gene Ontology annotation, molecular function: ATP binding. Gene Ontology annotation, biological process: protein phosphorylation. The transcript is spliced from 2 exons. The record is from RefSeq and is a predicted model, not a curated record. The coding region runs from base 87 to 1430 and encodes 447 amino acids. Lineage: Eukaryota; Viridiplantae; Streptophyta; Magnoliopsida; Ericales; Balsaminaceae. Gene Ontology annotation, cellular component: nucleus.